AUGAUAGACGACCUGGGAAUGCCACCUUCUGAGGGGCCGCCUUCUGAGGGGCCGCCUUCUGAGGGGCCGCCUUCUGAGGGGCCGCCUUCAGGUCGGUCCCGAGCGAAGCCGGCAGACCGAGGGGGAAGGGAUCCCAGAUUUCCGUGCGAUUCUCUCCGUUUCUCGCCGUCGUCGUCCGCGCCGAUCGUCGGGGAUGCGGUGAGAAAGGGAGUCAUGGGAGUCAUGGAUGUCAAGGGAGUCAUGGAUGUCAAGGGAGUCAUGGAUGUCAUGGAUGUCAAGGGAGUCAAGGAAUUUAUCAGUGUUGACCAGGACCGGAAUUAUCAGAACAGGAUGUGGGGGAUCGGAGGAAGCGGAGCCGAGAUGGCGUCGGAGGCGAAGCCCUGUUGCGACCCCCCCUGCGGCCCCCCUUCGCCCCCCUGCGGCCCUCCCUCGUCCCCCUGCGCCCCCCCCUCUUCCCCCUGCGCCUACGGCCCCGGGUACCCCUACGACCCCCGGGGGUUCCCCGGGGCCUCCCCCUGGGCUCCCCGGGACCGCGAGGUGUUCUACGGCCCCUAUUCGCCCUAUCCGCCCUAUUCGGCCUGGGGCGGCCCGCACUUCGCUUAUCAUCAGUUCGCUCAAGGAGGUUCCAUCCAGGGCUUCCACCUCCUUCCGCCUCUAUCCACCUCCUUCCGCCUCCUUCCGCCUCCUUCCACCUCCUUCCUCCGUCGAGGGCGGUGGCGGAAGGAGAACGCCUUGCGAUUUGCCGUCUCCGCCUUCGACCGUGCAGCUUCAGUCCGAGACGGAAAGAAAAGGAUUCUGUUUGUGACGCUGCACGCCGUGAGACGCGUCGGGGUCCAUCCGUCAGGGAUCGAAAGGGGAGCCCGUCUAAUUGGCUGUCUCCGUUCCGUGCAGAUGGCUUUCGUUAACCGGCACGCCAUUAGUCGGGGCGCGAAGGAUGUCGGCGGGAGAGUCGUCGACGGGGGAGGAGAGGGCGAGGGAGUGCGUGAACUGCGGGGCGGGGUCGACCCCGCUGUGGCGGAGGGACGCGACGGGGCAUUACCUGUGCAACGCGUGUGCGUUGUAUCACAAGAUGAAUGGGAUCAAUCGGCCGGUCUUUCGGGGAACGCCGAGGAAACUCGUCUCGAGUCGGAGGCUGGGGCUGAGAUGCGCGAACUGCGGGACCGGGACGACGACGCUGUGGCGGCGGGACCCGAGGGGCGAGCCGGUCUGCAACGCCUGCGGGCUGUACUUCAAGCUCCACGGCGUGAAUCGGUGAGGACCGCGGGUUUUCCGCGUUCGUCCGCCGGUCGUCGCGUCUCCCCGUCGGCGUCGAGUGACGAGCGCGUUUUUUUCAGGCCCCUGGCGAUGCGUCGAGACGGGAUCCAGACCAGGAAGCGGAAGCCCAAAUCCCUCGUCAAGAAGCUCGACGACCCCUGCCCCUUCGAGGAGACCAGCGGCGGCCUCGACCACGGACCCGCGGCCCGCGACCCCCGUCACCCCGGGACCCCCGGCUUCUCCUACCAGGCCAACGUGUUUCCCUUCUCCAAGUUCGUGUUCCAGUCGAAGGGUCUCUGCUCCUUCCCCAUUUCAUGAGUGAGCUUCCUGUUUAGACGGAUAAGAUAUUCGAAUAAAAUAAUCGGAUGAUGUGA
This is a messenger RNA of Darwinula stevensoni, 1628 nucleotides long. The record is from the annotation of a GenBank genome assembly. Lineage: Eukaryota; Metazoa; Arthropoda; Ostracoda; Podocopida; Darwinulidae.